GGCCUGUCACAGAAGCAGCACGUAUCUAGGGCGGGGAGAUUUUCGUUCGGUAGCGAUCUAAAUACGUGCGUUUAAUUUUCGAAAAAAAAUCUCCCACGAUGUCGAGCGUCCUGGCCGUGCCGUCGGCAGUCCGAAGUGCUCCGGUUCCGCACCCGUGCCUGUGUUCGUACGUGUUUAGCUAAUUCCGUGUGUGUAUGUGUGUGUGUCAUCCUAAUCAAAGGUAAACAAUAGGUUUUUCGUCUCUGUCCCGCUCGCGGCCGCAGGAAAUCUCGCCUCGAAAACACAAAGAAAAUGCGCCGUUAGUGCUGUUUGUGUCUGUUUGUUUUAAGAUCCCCCGUCUUGAGGGGAAAUCGAUGGACGGGGCUGCAGGGGGUGUCCUUAUCAAAGCAGAAGGCGCAGGUUCCAAUCCCGAACGGCACGUUGAAUGCCCACCGGCAGGAGCGUGAACGCAGUCCUGCCGCUUUUUGCAGGAAUCACCCGUGAAAGUCGACCAGCCUUGGACCGUUAAAGAGAAAGUGCGGGAUGCUCAUGGAGUAGAGUAGAAUGCGAAUGUCGGCACAGAAGAAACGGACUGUGGGAGUGAUAAGAAUGAAACCCGUGCCGGCGAAGAAGAAGGACGGGAAAGCCGAAAAGGACUUCAUUUCUGAGACUAUCUCGUUCGUGAUCAAGGGGAAGUUGACGCCGAUCAAGCCCACCUUUGUAGCCAAAAAAGCGGGAAUCAGGAAGAAGGCGGCGAAGAAACCUAAGGAGGCGGAGAAGAAGCCCGCGAUGAGGAAAGCAAAGAAGGUGGCCGAAACGGCCAAACCCGUCAAGGGAAAGAACAUCAAGAAGGCCAAAGUCACGAAAAAGGAGGCAGAACCCAAGAAGGACGUCAAAGACGCGGUUAAGAAACCCAAAGAAACGAAAAAAGUGGCGAACGAAGCCAAGAAAAAGGUGAAGAAGGUGGUCCCGAAGAGGGGCAAGUCCCCUCAGAAACUAGAACCCGCAGACAAAGAUAAAGAUAAGGAGAAGGAAAAGGAAAAAGAGAGUAAACCCGAAGCAGCGGAAGACGAAAAAGCCGACGACAUCAAGACCCGCCAGACCAUCGAGAAGCUCCUCAAACAAGCCAACCGCGCUCUCAAGCAGCCCCUCAAGAACAAAAGCACCCUCCAGAAAUCAAAAAAACACAAAAUCAACAAAAAACCCAAGACCAAACCCGACAAUAAACCCAAAGCGGGCAAACCCAUCAAGCAGGAACCCAGCGAGAACGCCAAGAAACCCCCGAAGCGAAAAAUCCCGGAAAGUUCCGGGGACACCUCCGCGUCCGACGACGUCCCCCUAGACGAACUCCGCACGCCAAUCAAAACCGAAUCCGAGCAACCCAAAUCAAAGAAAUUAAAGAUAAAAGCGGAGCCGGCUUCCGAUGGCGAGAAAGAGAAAAAAUCGCGCAAGCCGACGUUAAAAGCCCCGAAGAAAAUCCCGACCAAAGCUAAUUUAGUCUUAAUGAAAAAACGCGUAAUAACCGGCGUUAAAGAUAAAGUGAAACGUAAGGAGAAUCAGCGCUCGAGGAAAAUGAAGCUGUUCGGGUUCUGGAACGGGCCGAAGCGGCACCGAGUCGCUUCUUUGAACGCGUUAGCCAAAGUUCACUGCCUCUACGAGAACGAAACUCGGAGUAAUCUGCUCGACCCGAUCGAGAGCGUCGACAAGAAGGAGAUCCUCGAGGAUAAGAAAAGCGAAGAGGUGAUCCCGUGCACGCGGACGCUGCGCUCGGUGCCGGGGCUGCGCGCCGUGGGCAAGCACUGGGACAUGCACGACACCACGUCGAGCUCGGAGGAUAACAGCGGCUACGAGAGCACCGGCGACGUGGAGGAGAAACCCAAGCCGAAGGUGAAAAAGGAGGUGAAGAAGACGGAGCCGGUGAAAAAGCCCGAGCAGAAGCGGCGGCGGAACCGGACGGAGUUGAUCAUGGAUUUGAAGGAUAUGGUGGUGCGGAAGAGGAUGGCGAGUUUGAACGCGAGCGCGAUUCUCGCGGCGAGCUACUCGGUGGAGAAGAGGGCGUCCAAGAGUCCGAAGAGCGACUCGGAGACGGAUUCGAGCGACUACUUCGUCACGGAUACUGAGGAGGAGCCGGAGAAGAAGUGCUUCGAGGCGAAGGUGAAGAAGGAGGAGGAUAGUAAAUUGAUUGAAGUGCGGGCGACGCCGAAUAAGAAGGUCGCGGUAAUUUUGAACCAGGACACGGAUGUGACCAUCACGGGGGUGUAUGUUAACAGCACCACGAGGUCGACGCAUCAUGAAGGGUAUUGCAGCAUCGCAGGGAUGCAGUACAGGAUUUCGGCGACGAGUCAUACCCAGACUGCGGCCACUGCCGUGGCUACCGAGACCUUGCUGCAGUCGUCAUCCAACAGCACCCAAGAGAAUAGUAACAGCGACUCGCUGACCUCCUGCAAGUCGUACACCCCUCUGGACGCAUUAUCCAACAUGCAGCCCCCUCCAGGGCCGGGCAUCCAGCAUGGGGCCCAUCAGCACAUGGGACCACCUCAGCAUGUUCUACCUCUGCCCCAACACCAGCUGUCUCCGAGUAGGCGGCACGGCUGUUCGAGUGCUUUCUCCACCCCACAUGCGCCCCCGCCGUACCCCCCACACCACACCGUGGACCCUGGAUACCCGCACGGUGAGUUCGCACUUCCACCUCAUCUUUUGACCUUAGGUGAGUUCCUGCUUCCGCUUCGCCCUUCAGCCCUCGGAUACUACCAGCCGGCGGGACCGUUAAUUAGCGUUCCGCAUGGUCACACCCAGCAGCCGCCGCCGCCGCCGCCCAUUACCAAAAGUGCCCCGCUCUCGGAGACGUCGCCGACGGCGGCGUCGCCCAUACACCAGCCGCCCCCGGCGCCCAGCUCCAACGGCGGCGACUCCUCGGACAGCGAGGUGAUCAUCACCUCGGUGACGGCCGGCAAAGAGGCAGCGCCGCCGCCGCAGCAGCCCCCGAGUACUUACCGGUACUCGCAGUACCCCGCCACACCCCCCGGAUACCCCUACGGCUAUCCGCCCCACUACUACCCCACGCCGCCCCCGGCGCCGUCCUACGCUCAUCAUGAUCUGUGUUAUUCGACGAGCCCCUACUUACACCACAAGUACCCGCCGACCACCUACAGGAGGUUCCUGCCGAGCGCGACGCAGUAUUACGCCCCCAACCCCCCCGACCUCUACGCCACGCCGCCCACGGGGCCCUCGCAGCAGAGCCAGCAGGUCGUGACAGCAACACCGGUAUCCGCCAGCAGCAGUUCCUACCAGCCGCCCCCCAGCGGACCGCCGCCCGCCAUCAUGGAGCCCUACCCGCCGCCGCCGCCCCCCACGCUCGUGGAGACGUACCCGCCGCCCCCGCACUACUACCCCAGCUACGGUCACGCGCCGCCCCCCUCGUGCUACACGCACUCGCCGGCCUCCAGGACCCUACCCUACAUAAACGCAACAUAUCAGAGCUGUCCGUGUCCAAUGCAGUCCUGUCCAAAAAACGUACUUACUGGGCCUCUUACUGGUGAUAGUAAGAGGUCUAACAUUUCGUCAAUCGCAAAAGACUCCAUGCCGCUGCCACCUGUUGCCUUAGCGCUGCCCCUCGAGCCGGCGAGCGCCACGGGCCCCCCGAGCCCCGCGCGCGGCUCGGCGGGCAUGCCGCCGCCGCCGUCGCCGGCCGGCGCGACGUACCAGCCGCCGCCGCCCGCCCCCAAGCAAGAGGAGAGCGGCGAGUGCAACCCGGUGGAGAAGAAGCGCAAAGCGCGGGUGGGAAAAGCCAUGGUGCGGAACAACAUGCAGCAGAACACGAUGCUGCUGAUGUGCAACCCGGGACAGAGAGCCUUCCCCGGGGAGGUGAAGCGCGAGAUCGAAAGCCCCAAGGAGAAGGAGCCCGAGGCGAAGAAGGAGGUGUGCUCGGACGACGAGGCCAAGGUGCAGAGCCCGGUGGAGGAAGUAGGGAAAGACGAGGAGCGGAUAGAACCGGAGCUGAAGAAGGAAGACGUGUGUGAAGACAAGACAGAAGCGCCGACGGAGAAAGAAGAACUACCGCCGUGUAUUAACACCGUGGCGGAAAACGUCAAAGUGAAGAACAUGAAGCGGAAGCUGUCGAUGUCGAAGGAAAAAAAAGAGGAGGAAGUAGCAACAAAAAAAGUGAAAGUGGAGAAGUACCCCAACGGGUCGUACAAAGACUUGAUCAAGAAAGACACGACGAGCGUGCGGAUCAACAACGGGAAGAGGAAACUCAUCACGGAGAACGAGGAAGGCGUGGUGAGGAAGACGAAAGGGAAGGCGAAGAAGCAAGGCACGAAGAGGAAACUCAAAGAAGAGGAGACGACACCAAGCAAGCGGCUGAAGCAAACCAAGCCACUCGCCUCCAGCAAUCAACAGAACUCCAAACAAUAUUCUAAAGAGAAGGACAAGAACAAGUCGGAGCCGGUGCUAAGCGAGAACAAGGAGCCUCAGAAGAAGAACAAGAAGCUUCCAGUCAAUUCGAAGAACGGGAAAAAGUUGGCGCCCGCCAUUCUGGACACUCUCAUUGCCAAAAACAAUAUAGAAAGGACGAUUGAUAGUGUGAUAUGUGAAACGCGGACAAACGGAAGUGCUUUAAAGACAGGCGAGAAGUGCGCGAAAUCGAAAGAGCCAGUUUUAAAAAAGAGUACAAAUAAAAACGGACAAAUUAAGAGUAAGACGGAGUGCAGAAAGACCGUGGUGACGAGGAGAAAGUCCAAGAGCAAAGAAGUACCUCAGGCUGUGACGAGGACGCCGAGACGGUCCCUGCAUCUGCCGAGGUGGUCCAACGGCUGGACGUGGGAGGGCGAGCCCUACGAAACAAAAGUAUUCUUAAACAGCGACGAAACCACCGUCGUUCGAAGAUGUUACCCGGCGAUGAGGCACGAAGAAGGCGACAUCAUCGAAGUGCGAGACUGCGUCCUCUUGAAGGCGGGACCUCGAAAGAACGAUCUUCCCUUCGUCGCGAAAAUCGCUUACUUGUGGGAGAACCCCGAAGACGGUUCGUCUCUUAACCAUGACAAAACAUUCGUUACAAUGUCGUUUCCAGGCGAAAUGAUGAUGUCGCUCCUUUGGUAUUACCGACCUGAACACACCGAGCAGGGACGUACGCCUGCGGACCAACCCGACGAGGUCUUUGCGUCGCGGCACAAGGAUUCGAACAGCGUCGCGUGUAUCGAUGACAAGUGCUACGUACUUACUUUCCACGAGUAUUGCAGGUACCGCAAGGACUUGCGGCGGCUGGAAGAGGGGAUCGAGGAGACCCUGCCCUGCAUCCCGAUUCCGGAGCCGUACCCCCGAUGUAACCGCCAGCCGCCUUCCCCCCUUCAGGUGUCGUCUGACAUGGUCUUCUUUUGCCGGCGAGUGUACGACUUUCGGCAAAAAAGGAUAGUGAAGAAUCCGAGUUAAUUUUCUAACUCAACUCUCCAAUGUUUAAGUUUUUAUGUUAUUUUGUUACUCGUUGGUUAUUGAAAUUUUAUGUAAUUUUUUAGAGUUGCGCUAUUACGUUCAAUUUUUGUUUGAGUCAAAUCAAAAUCUUACGCUAAGUUUUGAAUAUUCCACGAGAUUUUAUAUAUGAUAAGAGUACAGUGAGGGAUUUUUUAGAAACUGUGCUUUGGUCUUUCACAAGUAAAAUGAAAAAAAAAAUAAGACAUCUAAAUUUGAUACGUAUACAUAUUGUUGCAUAAGAAGAAAAGGGAACAUUUGUAUUAUAAAGAAUUAGUUAUCAAUACUGUUGUAUAGAAAAUAGAGAUGAUUAUAUUAUAUAUUUAACACAAAAGAAUCAUAUUUAUAAUUAGUAUUAGUCAUCGCUGGUGUAAAAGGUGUGUGCUUUUAUAGAUCGUAGAUGUGUUUCGUCAAUGUCGUCUCUUCAACUAUUUUGUAAUUGUUUAGCUCUCGCAUAAGUAGAAGUCAGUCAGCAGUUACUUUGAUAAUUUACGCUGAGAAGAGUACAAUGAUAGUCAUUUCAGGGUUUGUGCCAGGCGAUUUUUUUGACAUCCGACAAACCGUUACUUUUGUUUUAGUACACGUUGUAUAAAUCAUUCGUACUUCUCUCGCAAAGAUAACACAAAAAGUCGCGUAUGUAGUCGCAGAAUAUUUUCUUAUUGUUAUGUAUUUUUAGUAGACACCAAUAUAGUACCUACUUAUUUUUUUCUAGUUUAAUUACUCCUACUUUAAUUUAUGAGUAAUAUAUUUUCUAAGCUCUUAGAGCCCUAAAACGAUUAAUUUUAAAUUGUAGCCAAAGUUAACGUUAUUAUUUUAUGAUUAUUAUUUAUUGUGUUUAAUUAAAAUAUUUGUAUUGGUA
Zophobas morio is the source of this 6301-nucleotide messenger RNA. It is a transcript of the gene Hers, whose product is annotated as titin. Bases 544 to 5406 code for a protein of 1620 amino acids. Gene Ontology annotation, cellular component: chromatin silencing complex. NCBI's taxonomy places the organism in Eukaryota, Metazoa, Arthropoda, Insecta, Coleoptera, Tenebrionidae. The transcript has 10 exons. The record is from RefSeq and is a predicted model, not a curated record. Gene Ontology annotation, molecular function: chromatin binding; transcription cis-regulatory region binding. Gene Ontology annotation, biological process: heterochromatin formation; negative regulation of DNA-templated transcription.